Messenger RNA from Vicia faba (fava bean), 624 nucleotides. The record is from the annotation of a GenBank genome assembly. Lineage: Eukaryota; Viridiplantae; Streptophyta; Magnoliopsida; Fabales; Fabaceae.
AUGCCAAAUUUUGUACAAGCCCCUAUACAUGCUCAUAUUGGUCAGCAUCUCAUGGAGGUGCAUAUUGGAACGCCACCGAUAAAAAUAACUGGUGUUGCAGAUACAGGAAGUGAUCUUAUAUGGACUAACUGUGUACCAUGCGAUGGGUGCUACAAACAAAUCAACCCUUUGUUUGAUCCUCAAAAAUCUUGUUCUUAUAAUAAUUUCUGUUACUCAAGGAGUUCUAAAGGGGGUGUUUCAAAGGGUAAUAUGUUGAUUGAUUCAGGGACACCGCCAAUUUAUAUGCCUCAUGAUUUAUAUGAUAGAGUGACUAAUGAAGUUAGAAACAAGAUUUCAAUGGAAUCCAUUAUAGAUGAUCCAAGUUUAGAUACUCAACUUUGUUAUAAAACAAAUAGUAAUCUUAAUGGGCCAAAUCUUACAUUCCAUUUCGAAAAUGCAAAUGUAGUUUUAACACCAAUCCAAACCUUUGUUCCGCCAAAAGAAGGUGUCUUCUGCUUGGCAAUAAAUAACCAAACUGAAGAGGAAGGCAUAUAUGGUAAUUUUGCACAAUCAAAUUACUUGAUUGGGUUUGAUAUAGAGAAAGAGUUGAUUUCUUUCAAGCAAAUGGAUUGCAUCCAACAUUAG